AUGCCGCUCAUCGAGCCGUACUUCCUGAGCCUCUUUGGCCACCACAGCUCGCUUGCGACCGUAGGAAUCAUGACCAAUAUAGCUUUUGGCGUCGGCAAGCCGCCUAUGAGCAAGAUUAUGGAUGUCUUUGGUCGGGCUGAGGGCGUCCUAGUGGCAAUUAUCCUCUACAUAAUAGGCGCCAUCUUCACGGCCUCAUCCACGGGGGUGAUCCAGUAUGGGAUCGGCCGAACAGCGGCGGCCCUAGGCUCGCAAGGCCUGCAGCUAUCACAGAUGAUAAUUGUAGCCAACACAUCCUUGCUGAACUCGCGGGCAUUGCUGACCUCGACGAUCACCUCGCCGUGGAUAUUCACGACCUGGAUCGGGCUUGUCGUCGGCUCCUGGUUCCUUUCCAAGGGCGCCUUCAGCUAUAGGACGAUCUACCUCGUCUUUGGGCUUGCGGUCCCGCUCUGCGCCAGCUGGCUCGUGCUCGUCUUGUGGAUCGAGUGGCGCAAGCUCAACAGUGAAGCCCGCCCGCCUGCCCGAAGGAUCGCCCUGCUCACUUCCAACCCCGACCAGGAGGACCAACCCGGGGGCCUUUGGAGUCCCCCUAACUCCACCAACACGAUCCUCUACAACUCCUGCUCUUCAUCUACUAGUCUCUGA
Messenger RNA from Puccinia triticina, 642 nucleotides. RefSeq lists its product as uncharacterized. Gene Ontology annotation, molecular function: transmembrane transporter activity. Lineage: Eukaryota; Fungi; Basidiomycota; Pucciniomycetes; Pucciniales; Pucciniaceae. Gene Ontology annotation, biological process: transmembrane transport. The record is from RefSeq and is a predicted model, not a curated record. The transcript is spliced from 3 exons. Bases 1 to 642 code for a protein of 213 amino acids.